Bicyclus anynana (squinting bush brown) is the source of this 1241-nucleotide messenger RNA. RefSeq names its product pancreatic triacylglycerol lipase. Lineage: Eukaryota; Metazoa; Arthropoda; Insecta; Lepidoptera; Nymphalidae. Bases 48 to 1061 code for a protein of 337 amino acids. The transcript has 2 exons. The record is from RefSeq and is a predicted model, not a curated record. Gene Ontology annotation, molecular function: lipase activity.
AAGUGUCAGUUAUCAAUUGACCGUUGACUCGGUCAGACGUCUUAUCAAUGGAGCGCGUGUUUUAUAUUGUUUGUGCGUUUUUGUUUUUAGAUACGAAUGCCAACUGGGUGGCUAAGUAUGGACCAUUCAGAACUCUUUUAUAUUCAGAUUGGAUUACAUGUGACCACAGCAAGGAUUUGAAUUUGAACGUAUCCGCCACAGAAGUGUUCUUCUAUGAUUUCCAAAAUGACUACAACUACAGCUACACUAUCGACAGCGCAGCGGAAGCUAUCCGAAAUGCCUACAACCUUGACGUUACUAGAAGACUCAUAUUGUUCGUGCCUGGUUACAAGUCACACAUCGCCCGGAACGCACCGGAGAUCAUUCGCAUGGCUUUCAAAAACGUUCCCAACAUCUACCUGAUGAUUUUGGACCACUCAAUCUACACCUCAGCGCAAGGAGGUCGAGUAAAAAGCUACGAACGCUCAGUGAAUUACACAUACGACUUGGGAAAAGCGGUAGGGCAAUUACUGACCAAGUUCCGCUUAAUAGGUUUCGAAUCCAAGAACAUACAUUGUAUUGGACACAGUUUGGGCGGUCAGAUCCUCGGGUAUGCUGGCUCUAUGUACUAUAAUAUGACGUCAGAGAAAGUUUGGCGGGUGACAGGGAUCGAUCCAGCGGGACCUUGCUUUUCAAAUUCGCUAAUUGAAGACCAAAUUCGUUCAGGAAUUGCGGAGUACGUCGAGGUUUAUCAUUGCAACGCUGGUGGUUUAGGAACAACAAGCGUUCUGGCAGACGCUGAUUUCUUUUUAAACGAUGGCAAGAUUCAACCGCUUUGCGAUGCCAAUUUUUUCAACAGUUUCGGUGAUUCAGAAGCAAGAUGCAGUCACAAAUCUUGUGUUAAAUAUUGGGCCGAGACUGUUAGUAAUCCUGGCUGGUAUUUGGCUUGGAAGUGCGAUUCUUACAAAGAGUUUACCAAAGGCAAAUGCGCGGCAAACGAAGUCACUAUAGCUGGUUAUUCGAACCCUGGUAAUGCGACUGGUGUUUUCUAUGCUUCAACAGCGACUUAUGGUGUUUUGUAAUAGAAUUAAAUUUAAUAAUUUGUUGUUGUUGUGUAUACGCUGUAAAUAUGUAGUAAAAUAGAUAAAUAAUCCAAUUGUAUGUUCAGUGUACUCAAUUGGGCAUUUGUAUUUUCCACUUAAAGAAUGUAGGUAGGUAUAGCAAACAAUAAAAAUCCCAAUUGAGGGCAGUACUACUUUUUA